Messenger RNA from Paraphaeosphaeria sporulosa, 1256 nucleotides. RefSeq lists its product as uncharacterized. The record is from RefSeq and is a predicted model, not a curated record. The transcript has 3 exons. The coding region runs from base 160 to 1038 and encodes 292 amino acids. Lineage: Eukaryota; Fungi; Ascomycota; Dothideomycetes; Pleosporales; Didymosphaeriaceae.
CAGGAACAUGCGACAGUUGUUCGCCGACACCAGCACGAUUGCGCCGCACAGCCACCCUUCUUACGGCCAGCCCUGAGAAGAUCGGAGGGCUACUCAUUAACAACCCUACACCCACCGACUCCCAGGGCGUGCUGGGAUAACAUUCGCCUCUCCCUUGAAAUGGACCGACUAGCAUCUCGCUUAGGACUCUCUCGCUCUCCUAAAAGUCAAUCUUUCAAGGAAUGGAGUGAUUCGGCAACAGUAGACGACGUACAUGGUCUAUUAACCAAUCUCAUCAAGUCUGGCACCGACGAUGGACAGUCAGCUGCGUUUAGGCCGGAAAGACUCGAAGCCCUGGAGGGCGUACUGGAAAAGACACUCACUAAUGCUACAGGUGAAGUCGCCAUUGAAGGUGUGCAAGCCCUACUCAUCAAAAGUCAUACAUCUCUCGCCAAUGAGCUGGAGGCCGCAUCCCCAACAAUAUCUCUGCUGUUGCAUUCGCACGCAUGCUUCCCGUUCGCAAAAGAAGUGCCACUGACCAAAGAUGCCCUUGUCCGCUCCGUCGGCUUGAUCACAAAGGGCAGUGAUUACAUGUUCUCACAAGAAGCAUCAUUUAGUCAAGAGCCCACCAUAAGAGCGCGCUCAAAAACUGCGAGAAUGGAGUUCGUCUUUUCAGCUCUCGCGCAUCCCGUUCCAUGCACCGGAGUUCCGACGAAAGAAGACGUGCUUGAUGUGCUAUGCCGCAUUCGCUACCCGCACCCAAAGUCCUUUACGGUCCAGCAACGCAGGACCAUCACAGAACUGGAGCCGUUAGCCGAGCGUCUUCUACCACCAUCAUCUGCUCUACCUUCAAGAGAUUCUCUCCGCAUUUCGAUCAGCGCGUUGAGACCUCUAGCCAAUAUUUGUAAUUCAAUGAGAGAUGACAAGGGUGUGGAAGCGGAGAAGGUCUUGGCGGGUAAAGAAAGUCUUGAUCGGAUUGAAUUUAAGGAGUGGGCUAAGGCCGCGAGCUUACCUGGUGUAUUGGAUAGGCUGAUUGGUGUACUGUCUACGCCGUCAUAGGAGUAGUCGCCUAGUAUUUCUACGGCACAAGCAUGGCAUUGAACACGCCGUCUAUGAAAUGUGUAAGGCAGAAUCAAGAUCUAUCUCACCUCGUGCCUCCUCCACCACUUUCCCUACCCGCUCACCUCCAUCUUUCCCUUGAACCAUUCAACCAGAUGACCUACCGUCGGCUCCUUCCACAAUAAGGUAGGAGGCACUUUGAUGCCCAAGACACUCAA